AUCUCAUUUCAAUAUGGAGGCUUUUGCCGGGCAGUCUGACAGAUCAGACCAUGCCAUGGUAGUGUAGACCUAAAUACGCAGAUGUUUUAUGUCCGGAAGUAGGAACAUAUUGCAUGAAUUAGACAUUAUGUAAUCGCCUGAUCCUGUUUCUUUGACUUCUGUGGACUGUGAGUGUGAUAGGAACUUCAACAUCUGUCCUGUGUGAAUAAAUCUCUACAGAAUGAGUCUUGGUUUUGUUGGCCGGCUGUUCUCUGGGAUUAGAGGAUAUUACAAUGAAAUCAAUGGUGCUACACUCACUGGUGCAAUUGAUGUCCUAAUAGUGGAGCAAGAGGAUGGAACGUAUUUGUCAUCACCAUUCCAUGUUCGUUUUGGAAAGAUGGGUGUUCUGCGGUCAAGAGAGAAAGUGGUUGAUAUUGAGAUCAAUGGUGAAGUGGUUGACCUGCAUAUGAAACUUGGGGAGGCAGGAGAGGCAUUCUUUGUCCAACAAGUUUGUGAGCAGUCAGAGGAAUUCCCUGAAUAUCUGGCAACAUCACCGAUUCCCUCCUCAAUGGCGCUGAUGAUGGAUGGUGUUCAGGGACUGAAGCUCCAGGCACAGCAGUCCGAUGAGGCCAAGGUCACCGAGUGGCAGCAGAGGUCACUCCAUGGAGCUAUUCCUGAGAACACAGAGGACGAAACGUCCAUCAUUCACACAAUAUCAUUGAAAGACCUCAAGAGUGAUAGCUCACAUGAUGAGCUGUCAUCUGCGGGCAAACAGAGGCGAAAAGUUUACACAAAGAAGAAGCAAAAGUCAGGAAAAGCCUCCCCAAGAGCUCAUCUAACUGGAUCUGAUCAAGACGGAGUUUUCGAGAUGGACACAUCGGAGUCCUCUGAUGAUGAGCUCAAGAAGCUUUCUGUCAUGUCGAAGAGUCUCAGUAUGCCGUUACCCCAGUCAGCAGAGGACAAACCCCACAUCAAGAGCUGGAGGAAGAGUUCAACUAUUGAGGCAUUUAUGCAUCCUUUGAGUGAGCCAGAAAUGGACCCUGCAGAUCCUAACAGCCCACUUCCAUCACGCUGCUCGAGCCCCAAGAGUGACACUGAGGUUGAUAUUCAGCGUGUAGAAGACUCACAGCGGUCACUGCUGAUGGAGGAUAGUGGGACAUGGGAGUGGGGAGCCUUUCCUACACCCCCAACAUCUGAACUGAAUGUUCCAAAAACUGACAGUCAGGUUAAAGAGGAGGAGGCCUCUAAGCAGCAGGGUGGUGGUCUGUUCAAGUUAUGGAAGAAGACGCCAGACAAGGACAUAAAAAAAGCGACAAAAGAGAUCUACCUGGAUGAACUGACUCUAGAAGACCCAGAGAUGGCCAAAAUAUACCUGGGUACACCUAAAGGGUUCCAGUCAAUCAAGGAGAAAGAAGAUGACACAGAAUCUGGCCGCGGACCUUCACUGCCCCAGUCUCCACAUUCUGUAGAGGGAGCCAUUGGUGGACCAUCGGUUAGCUUCCUUCAGUCCGAGGUUCGCCAUCUUGGUCGAGUGUCACUGUCGCUCUGUGGUGGCCUUAGUGACCCCGAUGGUGUCAACCUUGACAAGUUCAUGCAGAAGGUUGUGACCUUUGAUGACCUCAGUGAGAACCCAAAUAUGAUCGCCAACCCUGACUUGGUGGUCAAAGUGGACGAUGCAUAUUUCAACUGGGCAACCGCCUCGCCAAUGAUUUUAUCACAGAUGGUCUUCCGACAAGAUCUACCAGAGAGUACGAGUCAAACACUGAUCAAAGAGCACAUGCCAAAGAAGGAGAAGAAGAAGGGUUAUUCCUGGUUCUCAUGGCGACGUGGUGAUAGUGCUGUACCCCCCUCGUCUGCUUCCAGUGCUUCAGAGCUCAACAUAGACACAUCCUCCAACAAGUCUAACCUGAGUGAUGUUGGCAGUCCCCCUACAAGUCCCCCUCCCAGUGUAACAAGCACUCCACGCAAGGUUAAGAAGGACAGCAAUGCUGAAGGUCUAGAAGAGCACCACACCUCCAGUGAACCAGACACCGACCACUCAGAGAAGGACAGCAUUGGCAGUCCAAAGACUAGUACUGUGGAACCCAGCAUUGCCAAACCUAGUGUUGUUGAAACUAGUAGUCCCAAGAGUCUGACCCCGGGGAGCCCUCGGUCAGGGAGCGUCAGUCCUAGCUCCCGGGCCAGCAGUGUCAAGAGUGACCACAGUGGUCACAGUGUUAAGAGUGACAGUGCUUUUAGCAUGAGUGCCAAGAGUGAUGUGAUAGCCAGUGUUAGUGCCAAGAUAGAGGAACAAACUGCCAAGAAUGAAGCCAAAUCUGAUGAUGAGGAAUCUUUCAGGCCUGAUAAAUUUAAGAAGACACUCAGGCUUUCAUCAGAACAGAUUAGCAAGCUGAAAUUAAAGGAGGGUCAGAAUGAAAUAUCCUUCUCCGUGACAACACAGUACCAAGGCACAACACGCUGUUCAUCUCACAUCUACCUGUGGAAAUACAGUGACCACAUUGUGGUGUCCGAUAUCGAUGGAACUAUCACAAAGUCUGAUGUCCUGGGUCAGAUACUGCCCAUUUUAGGUCGAGACUGGUCACAGUCUGGAGUAGCAUCGCUCUUCACAAGGAUACAGAAGAAUGGCUACAAGUUGCUGUACCUCUCUGCUCGAGCUAUAGGCCAGUCCCGUAUCACCAAGGAACUGCUGAGAGGCAUUAAGCAAGGGGAGCUGGUUCUUCCUGAAGGGCCGCUGCUGCUCAACCCAACGUCUCUCAUCAGUGCUUUCCAUAGGGAGGUUAUCACGAAAAAGCCUGAAGAGUUCAAGAUCAGCUGUUUGAAGGAUAUUAAUGCCCUGUUCACUCGAAGCCCGUUCUAUGCAGGAUUUGGCAACAAGAUUAAUGAUGUUUGGGCAUACAGAGCUCUCAACAUCCCCAAUUUUCGUAUCUUUACAAUCAACCAUCGUGGAGAGCUGCGUCAUGAGCUGUCAAACACGUUCCAGUCAUCUUACACCCGAAUGAGUGACGUCGUAGACCACUUCUUCCCCCCGGUGGAAAAGUCUCAGGCAUGUCUGGAAGAAUUCAGUUCUGUGAGUUUCUGGAGGGAACCACUGCCUCCCAUUGAUCUUGAACUGGUUGAUGAAACAAAAGUAGGCAAAGGCGAUGGUCGAAAAGUGGAAGCAAAGAAGGAAAUCAAGAGAUGACCACUAGGGACAGCCCCACUACCCAGAAUGGGCUCCAUGGAUCGGGUUGAUAGUAAGACUCGACGGUCAGUGUGGACGUUACCACUGCCUUUUAUGUCCUAGUGUAGUUCAUCAUCAUUACUUUUGUCUCUUGGACAUUGUGUAGCCAGUGGAUGCUGGUCAUCCUUUGACCUAAAAUGAACCAUCAGUUUUGGUCAGCAAAAUGGUGACAAUGAUCCCAAGUGUCUCUUCUGAUGAAACAAGAACAUGAAGGUGACAGACGCCCCAGGAAGCUCAUCAAGGAGAGGCCGAGGAUGAGUCUCAUCUCCUGUCUAGCUUGAGAUUGUACAAACCUCAUUGGACUUGUCAUACCAGUCCAGCUGAACAAAUAGAAGAUAACAUUGUACAGCCAACCCACAUCCUGAUCACCUUCGAUGCAAGUCAAGAAAGCCAGGUCACUGAACACUUCCAAUCCCUGGGCUGUCAUUUUAUUGACAUCCUAAUUGUGUUCCUUCACCAGUUCUAGUCCGUGGUCAAGCAUUUAAUUGUAUACUAAUCAAAGUAUCUGGUCCAGAUUGUUAGUAUAGUUUUACAUAAUGAUGUCACUGCUUGAUGUAGCAUUGCACACGGUCUAUGCAAAGGUGCACUUCAACGGUUGAUGGAAACACACUAGACAAUCAAUCUUCCGGGAUGUUAGAGACACAUGUUAGAGAUAUGUUGUGAGUGAUAAUAGCAUUACCUAUAGCUGUAUAUACAUAUUCCCACACCAGUGAUACAACGUUUACCCUGUGAUACAAAACGUGCCAGGCUGUGACAAGCUGUCUCUUCAUCUUUCAAGCAUGAUGAGAAUGCCAUCUGAUCUGUAUUGUUUUCUUAUGCUAACACACCUAAAUGAUUUACUCAUAUCAUCUUGUCAGAUAUGCUAUGAUUACCCAGAUGUGGGAUUCCACCACAAACAUUGUUUUUAAAAUUUACUAAUCUAGAGUUACUUCCCUUCAUGUGAAGAAGUAGCCAUAACAUACAUGAAGCAUUCCCAUUUGACUGAAGGAGAGUUAUCUCCCUUUGCCAAAUAUAUUUUCCGAAUGCCCUUGAGACGAACUAACAGCUGACCAAUGUCAUUAACAAUGCAACCCUGACCAAAACAAAGUCUCCAAAGAUGACCAUCAUACCUCAUUAGAGUAAUGGUUACCAUGGUUACUAACAUGUUACAAAAUGAGUGUUGAAGCUGAGAGGCAAUUGAAUGAUACAACCAAAUGAUGUAUUAAUUACUAUAUGUACAUUGUAAACUUUGUAAGUCUUUAAGCCCAUACAAACAAAGUAUGUUCAGAAAAUGUAGCAGCAUAAUGUCUGCCGUGAAACCAUUCUCUGUUUCUAUGUUUCUUCAUAUUCAAAUCAUGAUAUUAGCUGUCAUAGCCAUGUACUUAGUUCAAUAUAUAAUCAUUGUUCCCAUGUCAAAGCAAAGAGUCGCUUAAUGUUUGAACAUUAUGUGGUCGAUGCACCCAGAGUGACCAGACCGAGAAGUUGUGAUGUAAUUGCACUAUUGGUGUGAUGCGGCCAAAGACUGUUUUUUCAGUAACAUGUCGAUUGUGAUACUCCAUGUGACUGCUCAAUGUCUGUCUUAAAUGGCGCGUGGAUGUUUCAGUAUGAAGCACCUCCCUUGAAAAUAGAUCUCCCUCAGCAGUCUGAGCAUGUUGAGGAAGUAAGAGUUAUCCCCCCUGCAAUCAGCAUUGUGCUAUCUGUGAUUGGUGUUUCAUCUCAUUGCUCAUGCACACGACAGCAUUUCAUCAUAGUAGACGUUAUUUUUAUAUCCUUGAAGUAUUACAGUUGUAUAUGUUCAUCUAACCAUAGAUGUAAUAGAUGAAGCUCCUGAGUGUAGGGAUUGCCCUGUGUGGUCACUGUGGUGAUGUUUCACAGCCUGCAUGACUGUAUCCCCAGUUGAUGUGACGAUAUAGCAAGUGUGGUUAGCUGUAUGAGGAUGCUACCUGUGGGGUGAUGAGAAGGAUAAUAAAUGUCAUGCUAUGGUUACUUCAUCCUUCUCUCAUCUCUUAAGUGUUUGAAAUAACCACUUUAUGUGUAAUAUGAAUGCAAGAUUUACUCGAUAUUUGGUUAACAUGCAUCUAAUUAUCAUUCAUCUAAUGGUAGCACUCGUCAUGAAUAGCUGCAAAAAUGCUGAUGCGGCAUAAACCAAUAUUCACAAUGCACUCUAAUGGCAACUGAAUAGAAGUGAUCUGUAGUGAGUAUAUGCUGAUGCUGUUGCUACAAUGUCUUGCCAUUCUUGUCUCCCGAAGUGAUACUAUGUCUGAUUCAUCUGUCUCAAGUUGCUGGGACUUGUGUGUGUUUACAUAAUUCACGCAAAGCACAGUAUUUAUUGUUCAUCCUAUUUGUGACUUGCAAGGAAAGCAUGCAUACAUCAGUGUGUGAAUCAUUGAAGUUUCAUUAUUUUGUCCACAUUAUGAUUUGUUCCUCAUUGAUAGGUAAUUCUUGACAUCAGUGACCUACCAUCAGUGUAGUUGAUUGUACACUCAGUGAGAAGCAGCUGAUCUCAUUUGUUAACGUGGUGGUAACCUGGUGAUACUUCAUUUUGUCCAUGUGUAGUCCCAUCUUUCAUUGAGACACCAUGACACCACGUCAUCCUGUAUAGAAUUACCAUCCAUCACUUGAUUAAUCACGUUUUCUUUCUACACAAACUUGCAUUUCUCCUGUGGUAGAAAUUUACAGUAUGUUCACUUUUCUUGUAAUCCAGCUGAGACAAACUCAGUAUUUUUAGCAAGAGUGUUUUUCUGACCGGAUGGUUUUGUUUUCCUUUGUCUAUACGUAUUCACCGCUAACUGUAAAUAGUGUGCUUCUAGUGCUAUGUUAUAACUGUGAAGGGUUUCUUAGUAUGUUUGCCUUUGUAGAAAUAUAUGCAUACAUAUAGUGAAACCUUGUUAAUCUGGAUGACAACGCUAAAGUGGAAUCAUCUGGAUUAAAGCUCCACAUCAUCAAGUGAUGUAUCAGAGCUGUAAAUAUAUAGAUUUUACCCAAUCAAAUCAUCUGGAAGGCGAGGUUACCUGACCAACAAGGUUUCACUAUAAUCUUAUCUGUACAUAUCAUGAAAGUAUAGAUACACUAUCAUCUUCAUAAUACCUACACCUCUGUAUACUGGACAGGAACCCAGGGAGUAGAUGGGCUGAUUCAGUGCAUUUAACUGAAAAAUAUAUUUUACAUGUUCUCAAAUUUGACUUGGGCAUUCCUUGAUUGUAUUUAUCUUCUGUAUUUCCCAAAGGAUUAGAUACUUUCAGAACAGCUGAUCAGUCACAAUGGCGCUGUGAUGUGUGGUUUGCCUGUCCUGUUUGUAUAGGUGUAGGGACAUUAGCAGGAACGGAGACUGAAGCCUGAUAAUUAUCACAGUAUUACUUUUCAAGUAAUAUUAUAAAACAAAAUUUUGAAAUAGUGAAAACUAAUAAUUGAACUCACUAUCCUUUCAUAAGGACAUGCAAGAUAUAUUUUUAUCAAAAUUAUUAAUCAUAAACAUGCUAAAUUUGAUAAAAUUUAUAAAAAAGGUAAAAUUAAGAAAUGUUUCUAAAUAUCUCUUUGCUUAUAUUUUAUUAAGGCAUCACUUUUGGAAAAUUGCUGCUUGCUUCUUUGUAUAUUAUCACCCAAAAUUCAAAAGAAGAGAUAUCAGUGUGUUCUGAAAGGGAAUUCUGCAUGACAGUUUAGUAAGUUUGCAAGUAUGUGGAAUAGCUUGAUCAUUUUAAUUUAGGUCAUGGGGUAAUCACAUUCCUAGGCUAGUGUAUCUGGCUUGUGCAACCCGUGUUGGGUGUGCACUGCUGCACUCUUGGCAUGCUGUGGACUGUGCAUAAUGUCCCUAGUUCUAGGGGAUGCUGAUUGCCUGUGUUCUCCUCUAUCAACAUCUCAUCAUGUGUAUAUGUGAUCAUCCAUAAAUGUGUUAUUGACUAUUUUGUUAUUAAGUGCGACUAGAAUUAUCUGGUUAUGAUACUGUUAUUUUGUUUCAGCUGAUGGUGUAUGUUUUAUGUACCCAUAUGAAUAAAUGAACUAUUAUGAA
Haliotis rubra (blacklip abalone) is the source of this 7184-nucleotide messenger RNA. Its product is annotated as phosphatidate phosphatase LPIN3-like. Bases 221 to 3160 code for a protein of 979 amino acids. Gene Ontology annotation, molecular function: phosphatidate phosphatase activity; transcription coactivator activity. The record is from RefSeq and is a predicted model, not a curated record. Gene Ontology annotation, cellular component: nucleus. The transcript has 16 exons. Gene Ontology annotation, biological process: cellular response to insulin stimulus; triglyceride biosynthetic process; fatty acid catabolic process. NCBI's taxonomy places the organism in Eukaryota, Metazoa, Mollusca, Gastropoda, Lepetellida, Haliotidae.